Molecule: messenger RNA, 3776 nt
Organism: Labrus bergylta (ballan wrasse)
Lineage: Eukaryota; Metazoa; Chordata; Actinopteri; Labriformes; Labridae
Gene: zbtb21
Product: zinc finger and BTB domain containing 21
Biological process (GO): regulation of transcription by RNA polymerase II
Cellular component (GO): nucleus
Molecular function (GO): protein binding; DNA-binding transcription factor activity, RNA polymerase II-specific
Source: RefSeq, a predicted model, not a curated record
GUGCACGUGACGAGCGUUCUUUGCGAUGACCUCAUCCCUGGUGUGGGAUGACGUCAAAUUCAAGAUGGAUGGAAUCACGACCAGCGCGCAGAAAUCCACACAACAGUGAAUAAAGUCCCGGCUGUGUGGAGGAAAGAGCAUAUUGACGACGGGCAGGCCAUGGAGAGCCUUGUGCAUUACAGCAACCCCUCCCAUGCCCUGUCGGUGCUGGGGGUCCUCAAUGAGCAGCGCCUGCGGGGUCAGAUGUGUGACGUAGUCCUUGUUGUAGCUGACCAGAGGUACCAGGCUCAUAAGAGUGUUCUGGCUGCCAGCAGUGAGUAUUUCCAGACCCUGUUCACACGGAGAGACGCAGAGUCCCUGAAAGUUGUAAACCUGGACUUCUGUGAGCCUGACGCCUUCGAGAUCGUUCUGAAUUACAUCUACUCCUCCUCACUGUUUGUGGACAAAGGCAGCCUGGCAGCCAUUCAAGAGCUGGGCUACAGUCUUGGAAUCCCUUUCCUCACCAACAUUGUGUCCACAAGGCCACAUGCAUCCUACUGUGUGUCCAGAAAAAGACUUUCGUUUUCUGAAGGGGAAGAGAAUGAUGUCCAGACAAGAAGCGUCAUUGUGUGUCGGGUCCGGAAUGAGACAGCCCAGCCAUCUCGCUCAAGUUAUCCCAGAAAGACAUCAGAGAGAGCCUCGCCUCCACACUCUACACAGGAUUCAACGCAGCCUCCUUCAGAACGAAUCUCAUAUGAAUCAGUCAGAAACUCUGAAUCCAUCAGCAGGAAAUCUUCUGAACAGUCUGAAGCUGCUGACAGGAAGUACACCUAUCCAUAUGCCUCUAUAUUAAAAGGGAAUUCAUCGCACAUCGCAUCUGUAAGGCCCCAGCUGACUUCCUCGGUGUCCUUCAGUGAUGCAGAAGUGCAGCACAUCAGACUGCAGUCUGCCAUUGACCAGGACCCUAAAGAGGAAGAAGAGGAGCAGGGGCACCACUAUCACUCCAAAGUGUCCUUUCAAGGUCAGGCCAGUGAGCCAAGCCCGACCAUUGACCGGAGCGGACCACUCAUAAAAAGCCUCCUCCGAAGAUCUUUAUCCAUGGACAGCCCCGUUCCAGUUUUCUCGCCCACACUGGAGCUCAAGGAUUUGCAAAACCGUGAACAGUCAGUUGUUAAAAUGGCAUCCAAAGCACGUGGGCCGGAAACAUCUGCUCACAACGGCAGUUCAAAAAGAGUAUCUCCCUUGGUUCUCGGGUCAAAGUACCACAGCAGGUAUGAUGUAGAAACUCAGGUAGAAAGAGAGCUCAGUGUGAAAGCCGAGCCCAGCAGUCCACUGGCGGACCCCAUGGACAUUAUUAGGAUAACAGUCGGAGAUGUGUUGCCUGUCAAUCUUAAAAACAUGCAAGCAAAUUACGACCAAGGUCCAAGGCAGGAUUUCAAUUCUGGGAAAAGAAGGGACCGGCCGGAUAACAGGCGGUACCCGUUCAAGAAGAGCAAAAUAUUCAAAGAAGACCCCCUGACACUUGAUGAGAACCUGACAGUACCUCAGAGCGCCUGUGACGACUUGAACGAGAACAAUGUAGAGCCGCCUCAGAACAAAAUCUUCAAAUGCUGGAACUGUUUAAAGGUUUUCAGGUCCAGUGCUGGCUUACAUCGUCAUGUAAAUAUGUAUCACAACCCUGAAAAGCCAUAUGCUUGCGACAUCUGCCAUAAACGCUUCCAUACCAACUUCAAAGUGUGGACUCACUGCCAAACUCAGCAUGGUGUGGUACAAAACCCAGCCUCGUCCUCCAGCUCCUCUGUACUGGAUGAGAAAUUUCAAAAGAAGCUGAUAGAUAUGGUGCGAGAGAGGGAAAUAAAGAAAGCAUUGCUUUGGAAGUUAAAGAGGAAUAAACAGAGUUUGCAAUCUCCUGCGCUUCCCAAAAAGAGAUCGAGGCCCAGCUAUAUAUGUCCGUACUGUGGGAAAGUAUUUGUGUUCCAGUCUCAAUACAGACAGCAUUUAAGGACACAUCCUGCUGAAAAAGCUGACGAGGAGGCAGCAGACGAGAGCAUCCUCUAUCAGAAACAGGAUGAAAUCAGUCAGCAGAAGGACUCCGACGCUGGUGUUUACUCCUGUAGACUUUGUAACAUGAAGCUCUCUUCCCUCUUCGAACAAGGUGACCAUGAGAGGGGCUGUCGACAUGCAACUGUUUGUCCCUACUGUGGCCUCCGUUUCUCCAGUCCAACGGUCAAGAGGGACCAUGAAGCACAUUGUAAAUACAAGAAACUGACGUGCCUGGAGUGCAUGCGGACCUUCAAGUCGUCCUUCAGCAUAUGGCGUCACCAGGUUGAGGUCCACAACCAAAACAUGAUGACUGUUAAAGACCAGAUUCACCUGCAGCAACAAGAAAACAACGAAGAGUCUUCUGAAAUGCUCCAAGUGGAUCACUACCAAGACGAGCCGCUGGUGACCGGGGGUUCAAGAGAGACCAUCAGCUUCAGUGACUCCUCAGGUCCACCAAUGUACGACUCAGAAGACUCCUCCUCUUAUGUGCCUGAGGACCUGAGCAUUGGGCACCAUGGCAAGCUGGUAGUGAAGGAAGAGCCAUUAGAAGAGGCUGUGUGUGAGAUGGAAAACGCUGAUGCAGAAAAUGCUGGGCUUGAGGAACCCGGCGUGUGGCCAUGCGAGAAAUGCGGGAAUCUUUUUAGCUCUCGCAAAGACCUGGAACGACACCAGGAGCUGCUCUGCCACAUAAAACCAUUCAUCUGUCACAUCUGCAACAAAGCCUUCAGGACCAACUUUCGCCUUUGGAGCCACUUUCAGUCUCACAUGUCGACUGCUAACGAACCUGGAGCCAAAGAGAUCGACAGACAACCCUCGCCUCCAUCUCCAUCCCCUCCAACGACCCCUCAGGACUCUGAACACCACUCGCCACAGGCCUCCGUGCUCAAGUCCACCCAGGCAGUGCCAGUGGCUGCAGCAGUGGCAGAGGAGUCCAGCAGCCCAGAGCCCUGUAGCUCAUCAGUAAACAAGACGAAGAGGCCCGAACUUGAACGUCAAUCCAGCAGCCGAAGCCCUCUGUCAAGGUCAAACAGCAUGGAGAAUCCAGUAGGCCCUCAGGAAUCAGACACCCUCUUUUACCACGCUCCAUCUCUCUCUGCCCUGACGUUUAAGAGGCAGUACAUGUGCAAACUCUGCCACAGGACCUUCAAGACGGCCUUCAGUCUCUGGAGCCACGAGCAGAGUCACAGCCACAUGUAAGCAUCAGACAAGCAGUAGUUCCUUUUGAGAGACAAUGUAAGAAUUAACACACCUCAGCCUACAAAACGAAGACUUUGAAUGUAUAGCUUAUUUGCUUGCCUCCAAUGUCAUAUAUUAAAGUGGCCAUGUUCAGUAGAGGUGUAAACGUGAAUGUGCAAUCAAGUGCUAGAUUCCUCCGUGAGAUGAGAUGAUUAUAAAUGGUUUAUUUUUUUUCCAAAUGAGAUAUAAGCAUUGACCUAUUUUAAAUCUUUUGGUUGUCUACUUGUACUUCUGUGUGUAGGUGAUGUUGAGAAAACAAGGUACAGAGUUGCAUCUUUUCAUUUUUCAGCUGUACCACUUUGUACAAGAGUUGUUCCAAUACUGAUACCAAUACAAAUUCCGAUACUGAUACCUGUGCCAGUAUUGGAUUUGCCUUAGAUGCAAUCUGAAAUGUAGUAUUAAGUAAAGACAGGUACACCAGUCAAUGCAUUGAGCAAAUUCUGUUAUUAAAGGUCACAUAUUCUCCUCCUCUUCAACCAGUUUAAGUAAGUCUCAGAGCUCCUUAAAACAUAUCUGUG